This is a messenger RNA of Colletotrichum spaethianum, 1428 nucleotides long. RefSeq lists its product as uncharacterized. Lineage: Eukaryota; Fungi; Ascomycota; Sordariomycetes; Glomerellales; Glomerellaceae. The transcript is spliced from 2 exons. Bases 1 to 1428 code for a protein of 475 amino acids. The record is from RefSeq and is a predicted model, not a curated record.
AUGGACGAGAAACAUGCUACCGGGGCCAACAGCCCCGCGACUCCGGUCCUCCCGCGACCUCGAGAGUCCAAAGAUGAACACCAUAACACUCAACACAGAGACCCCACGACGUUCGGCCGUCACAGCUUGCAAAUAACCCAAUCCCAAAGACCCGCAGCAUCUGCUCCUCAUGUCACUGGUCAACAACCACACCUGCGCGGGCGUACCCCCAAUGUCCUCGAUGCGCGGGAAGACCACGCCCUGGACGAGAAGUCUCAGAGCAUGCCAGACCAUCUCGACGCAGCUCAACGCCCUAAAUCGGCACCGCACCACGAUGCGACCCCCCCGCGUACAUCGAAGCGAAUCACCCGCCAGAGCCAUGACUUUGACCGCCGCUAUGACGGCCCCUUCGGCCGGCCCAGCCUGGCCAUGACCCGUCGCAGCUCCCGAUCGCCGACCCGUUCCUCCAUCCAUCCCGGCACGGCCGAUGAGGCAAUUCAUGAGGCCAUUGACGCCGCAGCGGGAGGCCCGGGCGGCACCCCCGGCAGACCGGCAUUCCAGCCGACUCCCCCGCCGCUCAACUACACCCUCCGCACCCGCAAGAUGGCAAUCUUCCUCUUCUGGGCCCUUAUCCUCUUCGACUCCAUCGCCAUGCCGAUCGCCCUGUACUUCGGCCUCUGGUACGGCGUGGGGCCCGGGACAAACACCCCGACCGAGAAGAAGGAGAAGCUCAGCCCCAACGCCGUCUUCUCCAUCGUCACUGCCGCUGUCGGCGGCGCCAGCAUCGUCGAGUACUUUCUCCGCUUCUGGCGUCUUUGGCGCAAGGGCAGCACGUGCCGUGUCAUUGGCGCGCACCGGUGGUAUCUCGACUGGUUUCACUGGAACUUUUCCUUUGCGUGGAUCAUCAUCAUGAUCGAGCUCAUCGUCGGCACCGUGCCGGAACAUCCUCCCAUCCGCCUCCUCUCCAUGCCUGUCACCACAAUGCUCUUCGUCUUCGGCACCGAGCUCCUGCUCGUCGACGUUAGCCGCGCCUUCCGCGUUUCCGCCCCCUGCCGCAUCUCCUCCAUCCCCAAGGGCGCCCAGCUGCGUCCGGGCAUCUACUCCCUCAUCGAAGACAUCUGCGCCGUCGACGGCUCGGGAGGCACCGAGUUCCGCGUCGCCCUCGACAGGCGCUACGAGGCGAGCCACGUCUUCCGUGCUAUGCUGCGCCGGCUCGGCAUCUUCUGGGCCGUCGGGGCCGAGGCGUGCGCCGUACUGUGCACGGCCCUGAUCUUCACCAUGAGCGGCGACGUCGCGUACGUCAUCGGCUGGUCGUUGCCCUUCGUGUGGGCGGGCUUGUGGGCUGUUGCGGCGUUUUUGUAUGUGAGCUAUGAGCUGAAGAGGGAGGCCAGGGCGUGGGGCGAGGAAGCUGCGAGAAAGGGGGCGGCGGACUCUGUGGCGUCAGUUUGA